UUACUGAUCCUCCACAGGGUACUACCACCACGGGGGCAGAUUCUGGCAUCUUCUCACAUCAGGCAGCCCUGCAUCCCUCUUGCUACCAAAACUUUUCUUUUUAAGCCCAAUCUGUUAUACAAUUGAUUGUAUAAGGAAGCUGUCUGGGAUAUAUGUGUCAUUUUGAAAAAGCCCCUUUGGCUAUUUCUUUUGGCGUGUUUCUGGCUGUUCUGGAUGGGAUUGGACACAGAGUUGGAUUAUGGAGCAGAAUUUCACAGACCUGCUGGGCAGCAUUGGCUCUGAGGACAUAUUGAUGAGUUACAUCUCACCAACACCUAACUCCUCUGCAGCCUAUGAAUAUGCCUUGUACUACUCAGAGCUACACAUCAUCUGCAAUCCUGAAGGUAUUCCAGCAUUUGCAUCUACCUUAUUUCCAGUGCUGUACUCCAUACUGUUUGUGGCAGGCCUCGUGGGAAAUGCUUUGGUUGUUUGGAUUCUGACAGUCUCCAUGAAAAUCAAGACCAUGACUGACGUGUAUCUGCUGAAUCUGACUGUCUCUGACCUCCUCUUGAUAUUCUCCCUGCCCUUCUUGGUUCAGUACUCCAUUGUGAGCCAGUGGACUUUUGGAAAUGCACUGUGUAAAAUUAUCAGCUCAGUUUACUUCAUUGGUUUCUACAGCAAUGUCUUCUUCAUAACCAUCAUGAGCGUUGACAGGUACUUGGCCAUAGUCCACUCCCUCCAGGUCCAAGGGAUUCGGACAACUGCCGUUGGGUUUAUCACCAGUCUGGUCGUUUGGGCAGUUGCCAUUUUAGCAUCAAUGCCAGACUUACUUUUUUUCCAGGAAGUGAAUGACAAUAACCAGAUUAAGUGCCUCCCUCACUAUCCUGAUGGCCACAAUGGCUGGAAGACUUUCAGUAACUUUUUAGUCAACAUCCUGGGGUGGCUAAUCCCUGUUGUUGUCCUCAUUUUCUCCUAUCACAGCAUCUUGAAAAACCUUCAGAAGUGCCAUACCAAGAACAAGUACAAAGCAAUUAAACUGGUUUUUAUUGUUGUCAUUGUGUUCUUUCUCUCCUGGACCCCUGUCAACAUCGUGCUGUUUUUGGACUCUCUGAGGAACAUGUCCAUCAUCGAUGACUGCCAGACAAGCCAAAGGCUAGACCUAGCCGUGGAGCUGACUGAGGCACUCUCCUUUGUCCACUGCUGCCUCAACCCAGUCAUCUAUGCUUUUGUGGGUGAGAAGUUCAAGAAGCAUCUCUGUGACAUUUUCAAAAAAUCUGCAUGUUUUCUAUCGAACUGCAAAGGCUACGGGGCUUUCAGUGGGCGCAGCCUGGACAAGCACUCCUCUCUGCACACAAAGUCCUCACAGUUGUCUUAUGUUGGCACUGUCUUGUAGAACAAGUCCAAAACUAUCAUCCUGGACAGGGGACCUAAAAUUGAGAAAUCCUCAACUGUGCAUCCACAGCCAUCGGCUGUUUGAGCAACCUUUUAGGACACGAAAAGUAGAAGCAGCUGCUUGGUUUUGCUUUUAUUGUGGUUGCUUUUGGUGUUCUCACUUUUUAGAGGUUUUUUUUUUUUAAUCAUCCUCCCUUUCCCUUGGCACCUCCUGCCUUGCUUGCUUCAUGAAAUUACCAGCAGACUCCCACACUGCCAGAGCAACGUGGAGAGGUACCUCAGAAAUAUACCAUCCCCCCUUCAGACUGAGUACUGAAAAGAGCUGUUUAUGCUUCCAAACCCUGGACACUUGGCCAUUCCUUCUCUUGUCUCAGCAGAGUGUGAUGGCUUUGUGAGCAGGGAUGGGACUCACUGCAGAAGUAGAAACCUGCUCUUUGGAGGAAAAUGGGGCCCAAGCUUAAGGUGUCAUGCCAGAUCUGAACAGUGCUUCCAGCCCCAGAAGAACUUACUGAGCGAGUAAUUGGAUAAGCAACCAAGAAAUAAAUACUGUCCAUGUUUUGGUAAAAUCAAUAUCAAUUAAUAUCUAGGUAUGAUCCUGAUCAUCCUGACUCCUUCUUCUACCAGGGCCUGCAGCUUCUUGGCUGGAAGGGUUUGAAGCUGUAGCUCAGAAAUGACACUGUGAAUGUCAAGCAACAGCCCCUAUGGGAAUGAAUGAGUGCUGUAGGAAUGGAUAGAGAAAUUGUUACCAGGAAAAAGGCUGAAGAGUGGAAAAAAUAGUGGGUGUGAACUGUCACAUGUCGCUGUCAGGGGACUUUCUGAACAGUUUUGAACUUUUUGGACUGGUAACUUGUGUGCCAGUGUGGUCACUGCUCUUGAGCAAGCAUCUGGGGUUGACAUUCCAGUUACUGUUCCAACUUGGAAUGACUGAUUUUAUAUAUGUGAAUGGCUACCCAUUCGUAUAGAUAUAUCUAUAUGUAUCUGUAUGUAUAGAGCUAUGUACGUAUGCAUGCAUAUCUGUACUUGCCCAUGUGUGUAUAUAUACACAAAUACACACCCAUACACCCAUAUAUAUACUUUUAUAUGCACAAAUACUCUUAGAUAAAUGCAAUGGUUUUCUAAAUCUUUUUGUUCUCUUCUGUUUGU
This is a messenger RNA of Zonotrichia albicollis (white-throated sparrow), 2514 nucleotides long. RefSeq names its product C-C chemokine receptor type 8. The record is from RefSeq and is a predicted model, not a curated record. Gene Ontology annotation, biological process: calcium-mediated signaling; immune response; G protein-coupled receptor signaling pathway. Gene Ontology annotation, cellular component: external side of plasma membrane; membrane. Lineage: Eukaryota; Metazoa; Chordata; Aves; Passeriformes; Passerellidae. Gene Ontology annotation, molecular function: C-C chemokine binding; C-C chemokine receptor activity.